Plectropomus leopardus (leopard coralgrouper) is the source of this 621-nucleotide messenger RNA. Lineage: Eukaryota; Metazoa; Chordata; Actinopteri; Perciformes; Serranidae. The record is from RefSeq and is a predicted model, not a curated record.
GAGACACAAGAAGGGGCUUACUACAUCCUCUUUGGACUCGGUAACGUCGAGGCCAUCUCUCUGCGUGAUAUCUACAUCCGCGCCACUGGCAAAAUGCCCAUAACUCAGGCUCUGAAGAGGAAGGAUCUGGGCUGGGAGGGACUCAAAAAAACCAAUUCCUCCUUCAUUCUCAUUUACAGAGGAUCAGAGUGCGUGGAGUUCUUGCUCCCUCUUGUGGCUGGUUUUGGGAACAACCACAACAGCCUGGACACUGUUUCUAACCUCAACUUCACCAAGAGUGACUGGGUGCUGGUGUACGGCUCCAGCAAACUGUCAGUGCUCAGACAGAGAGACUUACGUAAAGAAUGGACCUUCAGCUCUGCUCCCAUUCACAGCCAACCAGCCUCAGGUCACUUCAACGGUGAUGGGAUCCUUGAUCUUUUCAUUCAGCAUUCAGCAAACGGCAUCAUGAAGGUGCAGGUUGUCGACGGUGCUAAUGGGCAGCGUCUCUGGUCCGAGGAGUUUGUGUGUCCCCGUCUUGUUUUGGAAACUUCAGCGAUCUCCACCUCCACUGGCCAAUCAGCGUUCCUGUUCUGGGCCAGCGAUCCAAUCAAAGGACAGAAGAACGUUACCAAGACAACU